Messenger RNA from Rhizopus microsporus ATCC 52813, 3519 nucleotides. Its product is annotated as WD40 repeat-like protein. NCBI's taxonomy places the organism in Eukaryota, Fungi, Mucoromycota, Mucoromycetes, Mucorales, Rhizopodaceae. The transcript is spliced from 10 exons. Gene Ontology annotation, molecular function: transcription corepressor activity; protein binding. The record is from RefSeq and is a predicted model, not a curated record. The coding region runs from base 64 to 3351 and encodes 1095 amino acids.
ACAAAAGAAAAGAAGUUUUUUAAGUUCAACUUAAAUUUCGACAAUCUUUUCUUUCUUCUUAAAAUGGCUCAAUCUCAAAACAGGAGAAACACUUGGGAUGGGCAAAAUGGGCGAAUUUUAGAUAUCAGGUCAACGGAUCUUUUGCACCUAUAUAUUUAUGAUUACUUCAAAAAGCAAAAAUACCAUCAAGCGGCUCGAGCCUUUUCUACAGAAGUCAGUAUUAAUACGGAUCAGCCUCCUCCUAUCGAUGUCUCUUUGUCUGACUGGUGGAGUGUAUUUUGGGAUGUCUAUUAUGCCAAAAAUAAAGAAGCAAUGGCUAGUAAAGAAGCUACUACAAAUGAUGAGUACCAUGAUUAUUUAAGAACAAAGAGAGAAGAAGCGUUGCAACAGGCUAGAGCCUUCAAUUUACAUCAGACUCAACGAAGGGCAUCCGAGGUGCAACGAUCCCCUCAACAGCAGCCAGACCAUUCCCAACUAUCACGGGAUUCGCGUCCGUCUCCAUCGAGCAGUCCCGCUUCUUUACCUAAUAGCGGUGCUAUGGCCCUACCUAAUAAUGCAAACAAUAUUGUAAAUACACCUCAAAGCAUGACCGCCAAUUUACCGCAACAGCCUCAAACGAACAUGCCCGUAAGACAUGCUGCCUCUCCUUCAUUUUCCCCACAGCAGAUGCAGCGAGGUGCUGAAGUGAUGACUCAGCAACAACCACCAACGCCUCAUGUAGCUGAAGCCAUGAUGAAUUCACCCAUGGUGAAUCAACAGCUGCAGAAUCAGCAGCAAAUGAUGCGAAAUCACCAGUAUAACGCGAUUCUUACUGCAGCCAUAAACGCAUGUGGUUUGGCUGGCCGUGAUCAAAGCACAUGGACUCCAGAAGAACGAAACAAUGUUACCAUGCACAUGAGAAGACUAACGCUGCAACAACAAAAUAUGAUGAGAAAUAAUCCCAGCAUGAUGGUCGGUCAGCAGCAAGCAAGACUACACAUGCAGCAGCAAGCGAUAAUUCAACAGCACCAACAACAGGCUAUGUUUCAACAACAACAACAACUGCAACAACAGCAGCAGCAACAAGGCCAACCGCCUAUGGGACAAAUGACACCUCAAAGGCAAGAAGCUCAGUUACCUCAACAGCACCAUCCAAUGGGACAGAGUCCACAAGUAGAUCCCGCUCAGCGUAUGAUGGGGCCUGCAGUGAACGGACAACCACGGCAGCAUAUAAACCCAGCCGGAGCCGGAAUGCCUGGUGUUAUUGGACCUGGAGCACAAAUGGGAAUGGUUGGUAACAUACAAAAUCCAAAUCUAAUAAAUGGCGCUUUCAAUGGUGAUGUGAACUUUAUGCUUGCACAACAAAUGAUGUCUAAAGGUCAAAUGCCUCCUGGAGGAUUAACACCUCAGCAGCAGCAGCAGAUACUGAUGCAACAGCAGCGUGUCAUGAUGAACCGUCAGCGAAUGAUGCAGCAGCAACAACAACAGGCUCAGCAACAGCAGCAAGCCCAGCAGCAGCAGGCACAACAGCAGCAGGCUAUGAAUACAGCUAAUCCACAAGGUCCUCAAACACCACCGACUGCUAUAGGAAGUCCAAAUCCAGGAAACGCCAAUGCAAAUGAUUCACCUGAAGGGGAUAAAAAGAAGAACAUCGCUGUAGCUAUAUAUCAACGUCGCCAGCUCUCCCAUGCUUUACAGCAACAAGCACAAGCACAGGCUCAAGCCCAACAGCAACAAGCUGUUCAACAACAGCAACAGCAAACUCAACAACCAUCCCAGCAGCAAUUUGUGCAUCAACAACCACCUCAAAAAAGACAGAGGACAGAGGACGUGAGUAAUACACCUCAACAGCAAGGUUCUCCCCAGCUACCACAUAACAUGAGUCCACAUAUCAUCAAUCAACAAGAUAUGGCAAUGCAACAAAGACUACAGCAACAGCAACGCUUUGAGCAGCAACAAAUAAAAGCCAGUCAAUCUCCUCAGAUGAACCGAAAUGCACUAAAUCAACAAAAGACACCACAACAAACACCGCAGCAAGUGGUGCAACAGGUCAGUGCGCAGCGUAUGGCGUGGAACCCUAAUGACAUAGGCUCACCUUCCAACUUGGACGUACAGUCACCGAUGCAACCCCAACAACAGCAGCAACAGCAACAGCAACCACCACCUACUAAUAACGUGCUCUCAUUCGAUCUGGAAAGGUUCAUGAUGGGUGAUGCAGGUGACUUUGGUGAAAUGUUUACCUCGGGUGACGAAAAUGCAGAACAGAAUUUACUAAUGGCUGGUGAUGGAGGCGAGCUUGACCCCUUUGGUGGGGGGUUUUUAGCUAGCAUGGGUGGCGGCAUUGAUUUGGAUAGCAACAUGGCAGUAUCUACAGGGAACAAUGGCGGUGGCAAUGCUGCUUCAGGCGUAGGAGUAAAUUUACAGCUGUAUGCUGAUCUAUCGGGACACACAAAUAAGGUAUCUACCGUAUCCUUCUCAAUGGACGGACAAUGGCUAGCGAGCGCAGGCCAUGACAGAAAAGUGAUGAUUUGGAGUGUUCAAGAAAAGAAAAUGAUGUAUACACUGGAUGGUCAUACAGCCAAUAUUACCUGUGCCAGAUGGAGCACAGAUAAUCGCAACUUAGUUGCUACCUCUUCUUAUGAUAAAACAUUACGCAUUUGGGAUGUAGGUUCAGCUAUCUCAAGUGGUGGAGAUAGUUCACCAAAGCAAAUGGUCAAGUUGGAUUGUCGUGCCCAAGUGACAGCGGUUGAUUUCGCCCCUGAUAGACCAGAUACGAUUUGCUCACUGGAUGCAGAAGGAGAAUUAAAAGUGUGGAAUUUGAAUACAUCAAAUUGUGAAAAGUCUUUAAAGAUGACACAAUCCAAGUCAGGAUUUUCACCCAAUCCCAUGAGAUUCCAUCCUAGAACGGUGACUGUACUCGCAUGUGCAGUAGGUAAUCAGAUCUAUAUUAUUGAUAUCACCAAAAAUAAUAAUGGAGACAAUGCCAUUCGAACCAUCACAACCGAUCACGGAAAAAAUAUUUGCUCCUUUGACUGGUCUGCGGAUGGAAACUUUUUGGUAGCAUCAUCCGAAGAUAAGAUCUGCGUGUAUGAAACAUCCCACUGGAAGUGUGUGAUGAACCAUAUUCCUCAGUCAAAAAUAGCAGGAUGUGCAUUUAUGAAUGGGGGUAAUGAAAAGCUAUGUAUAUUAUAUGGAGGAUAUCAAGAUAUCUUUAUAUGGCAUUGUGGAGUAGCAGGCUCCCAACCGAAGAAAGCUGGAUCACAGUCUGGUAUGGUCGUCAGUAUUGCAUGUUCAUCAAAUGGAGGACAAACUGUGGUUGCAUCAGCAAGUCAUCAUCAAAAGGAAAAGAAUCUAAUGCUGUGGUCAACUUAAUACUCUCGUAUAUAUAACAUUUUACUAUGAUUCUAUUAUACAUACAUCAAAAACAUACUCUUUUAUUAUUCUUACAGUUCAACAAAAUAUAUACAAGAGAAAAAAAAUAAUAUCAGAAUCAAGUGUCUUACGAUCCCCCUUUUUUCUCUCUCUCUCUUUCUCUCUUUC